Messenger RNA from Scylla paramamosain (green mud crab), 2660 nucleotides. RefSeq lists its product as uncharacterized. Lineage: Eukaryota; Metazoa; Arthropoda; Malacostraca; Decapoda; Portunidae. The transcript is spliced from 3 exons. The coding region runs from base 555 to 1022 and encodes 155 amino acids. The record is from RefSeq and is a predicted model, not a curated record.
AAGCAAGGGAUUGUGGUUAUCACUAUGAUUGGUAGUGAGUAAACGAAAUGUCUGCUCCUACUCCCGCUAAUGACCAGUGGUCUAGAGGAGCACCUUUUCAUUAAAUAGAGGUAUAUCGGCAACAUCCUUGUUUGUGGAAUGUGAAACUGGACAUAUACAAAGACAGAAACAAACGAGCAGCACCCCUCCAGACUAUAUCAGAGGAAAUGAGAAAAAAUGGUGUGUCCUUGACGGCUGACGACACAAAAAAGAAAAUAGGCAUACUCCGUAGCCAGCAAAAACGAGAUAUGCAGAAAAUAAGAAAAUCACAAAAAUCAGGAGCUGCUACCGAUGAGAUAUAUACACCAACAUAUGGUGCUUUGAUUCAUUGUCGUUCCUAAAUAAUGGUGACGAUGUACGUGCAUCUGCAACAAACCUGGAAAGUUAUGCUACGUCGGAGCUGCUCACACAUUCUGAUCAUGAGACGACCCUCGCUUGUUCCUGCCGGAAAAACUGUUGUACGCCUUAGUUGAGAGAUCACGGAGUGGAAGCAUCGUCAUAUACUACUACCGAGAAUGCGAGAAAUAAACAUGGAGAGGAACAGCAGCACCGACUCUGAUACAUACAUGGAAGACGAUGACUACCAGUCUUUUAUGUCAAGUCCUUGUUUGAAGCCUCUUCUAACCAUUGCAAGCAUUGCUGAGAUACAGCCUGAGGCAGAUAUGUGUGUAGUGAUGGGUGCCGCAGCAGUAGCUACUGUUUACUUCAUGGAAAGGGAACACCAUCCAAAGCAGGAGGGCCUGGCAGAUGUUCUGAAUAUGAGUGAGAUGGAAUUCUUCAGGCACCUUCGCCUCACAAGGAAAUCUUUUGACGACACCUUGGACUUGAUACACAAGGCUUAUGGUGAGGAGCCUUCAGGUACCAGCCUAUAUUUGGGUCCAAGAUCAUCUUUGUACCUCACUCAGUGGUAUUUAGGCACACAGAGUACCUAUCGUGAAAUCUCGGAGGUGUUCGGUGUGUCACAGACUACAGUGUUUGAGUGAGUCCAGAGAUUGAUUGAUGUCCUGUGUGAGGCAGGAAAGUAUGUCUUUUUGUGGCUAACUCCUCAAAUUCCUGAAAUUGAGCAGGAAUUUCAACAAAUGGGAGGAAUUCCUGGUGUGGUGGGGCCGUUCUUGGUACGAGAGCCGCGCCAUAAUUUAGGCGGUGUUCGUCUUACAGCCGCAGCAUUUCAAAAUAGACCUCAUAUUUCGACAGUUCUGUUACUAUACAUGUGUCAAUAGCAAAGAACAGUAAAGAUAUCUAGUCAUCCUUGUAUUUCAUUUAGUAUCUUACGAAAAUAAUGCGUAAACUAUAUCAAGUUCCCAUAACAAGAAAUUCGAAGUCACAGUCACAUGAACCGCCACGGACGUCGCUCAGUAGACUAUGGUCUGAACAGCCUCUAGAUAUCCCGAGACGAUACAACUCUUAAUUCAGGCCCUAUGGACAAUUCUGAAUUCCAAUACCAGGAACAGGUUACUACUUUGAUCUUUUCACAUAUAAAAAAUAUCAUGUUCUUACGUGCCUCAGAAUCGCCAUUUUUAAUAAUAAAGCAGUGGCAACACCUUUCGGCCAAUCAGAGCGAGUAUUUGGGUUUGUCCUCCCGGAAACCCUAAUGGGGGUUUUACAUGGUCAAGCAUGUUGGCCAACACGCUCAUCAAACCUCCAACACAACAUGUUUGAAGAGUGUUUACACGUUCAAACCAAACUGACAGACAACCUCAGUUGGUGCCAAAAGGAGAAGGAACAACAUGUCACUUACCCAAGACGAGGUGAUGGCAGUCGGGAUAGUGAUUGCCCUCAACGAAAAGAAAAGGAAGCGUUCAAAGUGGACAAAGGACUGGUUGCUGAAAAGGGACCAAAUUUCACAUACCAAUUUAAUGAAAGAGCUGAAAUUAGACCCAGAUGAAUGGCGCAAUUAUAUGCGCAUGGAUGAAUCAACAUAUUUAGAACUUUUGAAUAUGGUCACUCCAUUCAUUACAUGUAAAGACACCGUAAUGAGGAAGUCCAUUGGCCCUCAUGAACGGCUGAUCGCAACACCGUUUCUUAGCAACAGGCCGAUCUCUGCAAGACUUGAGAUUUUCAGCUGUAAUGGGAACUAGCACCUUAUCCAAGAUUAUACCAGAAACUUGUGUUGCCAUCUACAAAGUACUUAAGAAGGAUUAUUUAAAGGUGGGUUAUGAUAUGCAAUAUGUAAUGUUCAUUUAUUGAGGAAAAUCAGUACAUAGUAAUAAUAUGUGAAAAAUACUGAAACCUUCUGUUGAAAUGUGCAAUGCUUUCUAACCACAGUGGCAAACGAAGGGACAAAACCCAAACCAAUCCAAAAUUAUAACCCUUUAUAUCUCACUCUUUGAUUGCCAGCCACAUAUGAAAUUGUUACAAGGGCUGAAAAUUGGCAAAAUAUUGUGACAUAUUGGAAUCACUAUUAAAAUUAUCGCUUACAUGAAAGGAACUUGACCACUGUGGUACUGGUGAUGCAAAUGAUUCAUGUGAAUGGUAUGUGUCAGUUACAAUUUUAGAAUAGGCAGACAAAUUCCCAUUCUCUGCUUCAAAAAGCACAUCAUUUAUCAGUUUCCUAGCAAAGCCUGCUGUUUUCUUGUCCAGGGAGUCGAGUGCUUGGCCUACGUACUUCCCAAAUGUCUCAU